Molecule: messenger RNA, 1307 nt
Organism: Cynoglossus semilaevis (tongue sole)
Lineage: Eukaryota; Metazoa; Chordata; Actinopteri; Pleuronectiformes; Cynoglossidae
Gene: cldnf
Product: claudin f
Exons: 2
Coding region: 196-948 (250 amino acids)
Cellular component (GO): bicellular tight junction; membrane
Molecular function (GO): structural molecule activity
Source: RefSeq, a predicted model, not a curated record
UUGUCGGGUGUUUGUGGUCUGUGGUUGAUGCCUUGUCUUCCUGUGACUCAGAGGAGGAAUCUUGUCAGACUAGAAGAACUCACCUGACGGUCGGCCAGCCUCACUCCUCCUCCACUUGUAUGUUCACCGAGGGAGAAGGAAGAAAGAACAAACAGAGUACUACUUCGGAACACUGCUCACUCCUGCCUUUUCACCAUGGGGAGGAUUGGAAAGGAAAUAGCAGCUCAGAUUAUCAGCUUUAUUGGCCUUGUUGGGGUGUCAGUCACCUGUGGCAUCCCAAUGUGGAGGGUGACGACCUACAUCGGUGCCAACAUCGUGACUGGUCAGGUUGUGUGGGAUGGCCUGUGGAUGAACUGUGUAAUGCAGAGCACGGGUCAGAUGCAGUGCAAGCUGAACGAGUCUUUGAUGAGACUGACCCCAGAUCUGCAGGCCGCCCGAGCGCUGGUCAUCAUCUCUCUGGUCUGUGGCGGCAUUGGAUUCAUCGUCUCCUUCAUCGGAGCCAAGUGUACCAGCAGUCUGAAGAAAGACUCUUCAAAAGCCAUAGUGGUCAUUAUAGGAGGUUGUCUGAUCAUUGUCGCCGGCAUCUUGGUUCUGAUUCCAGUUUGCUGGUCUGCGACCAUCACCAUCACAGACUUCAUGAGUGCCCUAACUCUUCAGACACAGAAAAGAGAAAUAGGAGCUUCCAUCUACAUUGGCUGGGCCUCCGCCGGCAUUCUCCUGGUUGGUGGAAUCAUCCUGACCACUUCUUGUCCGCCUCAAAGGCAAAUGUAUGGAUACCCAGGCUACCCAGGAGCACCGAUGUACCCUUAUGCGGGUUCCGUGGCAAACCAGGCAACAUACGGACCUGUAUACGCCCCUGCAGGCAGCCAAGUGUACACAUCAACAGGGACAUAUGUCCCCGCCAAACCGUAUGCAGCACCAAGUGCAUACGCUGGACAGUACCUCUGAGAGCUGACAGAGCAAAGAUAUAAAGACUGAGCUGAGGACAUUUUUGUACCUACAAAAACUCUGUAAAACACUUUUAAAAUCAUUGGUACGUAUUCCAAAAGGCUGAAGAGAUGAAUUUACACGAUAAUGAUAUUUGUAAUAUAAAGUAAAAUUCUCUUCCUCUGUAUAAUAGUUGUUUUAUAGCAGAAAUAAGGUGUGAAUAUCACUGAGGCUGUAUUGUUUUUAACACACAUGUAUGUAUAGCAGUUACUAUUUAUUUCCUGUCAUGCACAGACUCUUUUGUAAAUAUUGAUGAUGUCUUUUGCUGUGAUGUGACUUUAUUUUUGAGACUCAAUAAAAACUCUGGUUGUAUUCUCACA